This is a messenger RNA of Mustela erminea (ermine), 793 nucleotides long. Its product is annotated as beta-lactoglobulin-1-like. Lineage: Eukaryota; Metazoa; Chordata; Mammalia; Carnivora; Mustelidae. The transcript is spliced from 7 exons. The record is from RefSeq and is a predicted model, not a curated record. Gene Ontology annotation, molecular function: small molecule binding. The coding region runs from base 66 to 608 and encodes 180 amino acids.
AAGGGCCCGAGCCCGCUGCCCGGCCUUCCUCACUCCCGGGAGCUCAGCGUGUCACAGCCGCAGCCAUGAGGUGUCUCCAGCUCGCCCUGGGCCUGGCCCUUGUGUGUGGCCUCCAGGCCAUCGACAUCCCCCAGGCCACGAGGAACAUGGACCUGCAGAAGGUGGCUGGGAUGUGGCACUCCAUGGCCAUGGCGGCCAGCGACAUCUCCCUCCUGGACUCCGAGACCGCCCCCCUGAGAGUGUACAUCCAGGAGCUGAGACCCACCCCCGAGAACAAUCUGGAGAUCAUUCUGCGCAAACGGGAAGACAACAAGUGUGUUGAGAAGAAGGUCUUUGCGGAGAAAACUGAGUGCGCAGCCAAGUUCAACAUCAAAGAUCUGGAGGAGAACCAGCUCUUCGUGCUCGACACCGACUAUGACAACUACCUUUUCUUCUGCGUGGAGAACACGGGCACCGCCCCGCCGACACUGAUGUGCCAGUACCUGGCCAGGACCCUGAAGGUCGACAACGAGGUCGUGCAGAAAUUCGACAAAACCCUCAAGACCCUGCCCGUGCACAUCCGGCUCUUCCUCAACCCGACGCAGGUGGAAGAGCAGUGCCGCGUCUAGGGGAGCUCCUGCCUGACCUGCUCCUGCGGAGAGACCAGCCCAGCCCCCCACCCCACCCCAGAAAGCAGAAGUUUCCUUGUCCUUUCGAAGAAGCCGGCCACCCGGUCCCGCCCCUUCCUCCCUCCUGGGUCCCUGUGCUCGGGCUGGAGCCUGCGCUCUGAGGGUUCCAAAUAAAGCCGCAAGAU